ACUAAAUGUCGCCUCGUUUUCCAAUCAAAGAAUUUAUCCCAUCAGACCCAACUGAUAAACAUCAACAAAAUUGACUUAAAAAUUGGAUCUUUAUAAUCUCUGCAACACUUUUGCCCAUUAUAAAUAUUCAAAUUCCACACAUUUCAACGAUAACCUCAAUCUCCAUCCGCCAUUGAUUUCAUACAACCAUGCCUGCAGCAGCACUCGCAGUGGCUCAGCCCGCCGUCGAGUUCGAAGCCAAGAUCACUCCGGUGGUUAUCGUUUCAUGUUUAAUGGCCGCCACCGGCGGCCUUAUGUUCGGUUACGACAUUGGGGUUUCGGGGGGAGUGACGUCGAUGCCUUCGUUCUUGAAGGAGUUCUUUCCGACAGUGUACGACAGGACCCAAGUACACAAAGGGGGCGACAGCAACUACUGUAAAUACGACAAUCAAGGCUUACAGCUCUUCACCUCUUCUCUCUAUCUCGCUGCGUUAACAGCCACGUUUUUCGCUUCUUACACGACCAGAGUUCUCGGUCGGAAAAAGACCAUGCUCAUCGCCGGGAUUUUCUUCAUUGUCGGCACGGUUUUAAAUGCCUCGGCCGUUAGCCUUCUCAUGCUUAUUAUUGGAAGAAUUGCUCUGGGCUGUGGAGUUGGAUUUGCCAACCAGGCCGUGCCGUUGUUUCUGUCGGAGAUAGCGCCGACGAGGAUUCGUGGAGCUUUGAAUAUACUGUUCCAAUUUGAUGUCACUGUCGGCAUUCUAUUAGCAAACCUCAUCAAUUAUGGAACAUCCAAGAUUGAAGGGGGAUGGGGAUGGCGGCUAUCAUUGGCACUGGCCGGCGUCCCGGCGGUGUUGCUGACUUCUGGAGCAAUCUUGGUGGAUGAUACUCCAAAUAGUUUGAUCGAACGUGGGUAUUUGGAAAAAGGGAAAUCAGUGCUGAAAAAAAUAAGAGGGACGGACAACGUUGAAGCAGAGUACUUGGAAAUCGUGGAGGCAAGCCGCAUUUCUCAGGAAGUGAAGCAUCCCUUCAGGAACCUGUUCAUGCGCCAGAAUCGCCCGCCGUUGGUGAUUGCCAUAAUGAUGCAGAUUUUCCAGCAACUCACCGGAAUCAACGCCAUAAUGUUCUAUGCACCAGUUCUGUUCAACACGUUGGGGUUCGGCAACGAUGCGUCUCUGUAUUCCUCUGUUAUAACAGGGGCCGUCAAUGUCCUGUCUACGUUGGUGUCCAUUUAUUCAGUGGACAAAGUGGGGCGAAGAAUUUUGUUAUUAGAAGCUGGGUUUCAAAUGUUGGUGUCUCAAACGAUUGUCGGAGUGGUGUUGGGGCUUAAACUCCAAGACAACGCCAACCACCUCUCGCAUGGAAUGGCGAUCGUGGUGGUGCUAAUGGUGUGCAGUUUCGUGUCGUCUUUCGCGUGGUCUUGGGGGCCGCUUGGAUGGUUGAUUCCCAGCGAGACUUUUCCAUUGGAGACACGAUCGGCUGGGCAGAGCAUGACGGUUUGUGUGAAUAUGAUAUUUACUUUUGUGAUCGCGCAGUCUUUUCUGUCGAUGUUGUGCCAUUUGAAGUAUGGGAUCUUCUUGUUCUUUUCUGGUUGGGUGUUGGUGAUGUCGCUGUUCGUGAUGUUCUUGCUGCCGGAGACAAAGGGUGUUCCGAUUGAGGAGAUGACAGAGAAAGUGUGGAAGCAGCAUUGGUUUUGGAAGAGGUUUAUCAGCGAUGGGGCUGUGGAGAUUAAGGAUUCAGUAUAGGCGUUCAUAAACAGAGGAUAGUAAUUUUCUUUUUGUUGUAGCACUAUGUUGUUGUGUUCCUACUCAUAUUUGUAGGCUCAUUUUUAAUUUGUGUUAAGUGUCAAAAAAAAAA
Molecule: messenger RNA, 1833 nt
Organism: Cucurbita moschata (crookneck pumpkin)
Lineage: Eukaryota; Viridiplantae; Streptophyta; Magnoliopsida; Cucurbitales; Cucurbitaceae
Product: sugar transport protein 13-like
Exons: 4
Coding region: 189-1721 (510 amino acids)
Biological process (GO): monosaccharide transmembrane transport
Cellular component (GO): membrane
Molecular function (GO): monosaccharide transmembrane transporter activity
Source: RefSeq, a predicted model, not a curated record